GAGCUUCACAUUUCUGUGGAAUUCCCAUUUGCCAGUGAGCUGCUGCUGCUGCUGCCCUGAUUGAUAUAUGACUGCAAUGGCACUUUUCCAUUUGACAUUCCCCCUCUCUCCCUCUCUCUCUUAAACAACAGCCCUAACUUUUGUGUGUUGCAAAUAUAAAAGGCAAGCCAUGUGACGGAGGGACAGAAGAACAAAAGCAUUUGGAAGUAACAGGACCUCUUUUAGCUCUCCGAAGGGUUCGAGGGAAGGAGGGAGUGGCGCAUUUUCCAAAGGCUUUCCGACGGACCGGACAGCGUGGCUGUGGACUAGGGCAGGUUUAACACGCCCUUGAUCGGCUCCGAGCCGGGAGGGAAGCCCGUGCUUGGCUUUGCUGCGGUGCCCGGGCGCGCUCGGAGCUGACAGCGGAGGAUGCUGCGCGACCCCGGACCGCCCGCCGAAGGACAGAGGGAGGCUCUCCUGCCUUCCCCGCUGAUCAUUUCCCUGUGUGUCAGCGCCAGAGGCACGAGCAUGACUGUUCUCUGCUUCUCUGGAAGGAGAAUUUCUCUGCUGUGAGCCCGGUGACCGAGUGUCAGUGCAGUGUAACUGCGGAACGGACCCUGAGGAGCAGAGCCCUGCUGGGAUCCAGAUGCUGCCCUUCAAUUAGCAGAGAGGAGACUGACACGGAGCAAGUGCUGCCUGACAACUGUGCAGGAGAUUCUUUGAUGGAUUACAACCUCAUCAGACUCCAACUUGAGAAGAAGAAUGUCAGCUCAGACACUUAGACCAGACUUUUCACCAUCCUGGAAAGGAACUGGCUUCCAGAAUUUGGAAGGUUUUUGAUGCUCUACCUCCCUCUGCUGUUACCAGCGAGAAGUUCCUCGACAAUGGGAAAUCAUGUACUCGCAGCUUCGAUUUCCAUGCUGUCGCUGCUGGUGAUGGUGGGAGACACGGACAGUAAAACAGACGGGUCCUUCCUGAUGGACUCGGACCCCAGCCGCUGCAUGAGGCACCACUACGUGGAUUCCAUCAGCCACCCCCUGUACAAGUGCAGCUCCAAGAUGGUGCUGCUGGCUCGCUGCGAAGGCCGCUGCAGCCAGAGCUCGCGCUCCGAGCCCCUGGUCUCCUUCAGCGCCGUCCUCAAGCAGCCCUUCCGCUCCAGCUGCCACUGCUGCCGCCCCCAGACCUCCAAGCUGAAGGCCAUGAGGCUGCGCUGCUCGGGGGGCAUGCGGCUCACGGCCACCUACCGCUACAUCCUCUCCUGCCACUGCGAGGAGUGCAGCUCCUAGGGCCCGGCAGCGGGACAGCGCCCCGCUGCUGUGGGGGAACCAUCCGAGACUGGAGUGCUGCUGUGGGGGAACCAUCCAAAAAUGGAGUGCUGCUGUGGGGGAACCAUCCGAGAGUGGAGUGCUGCU
Molecule: messenger RNA, 1391 nt
Organism: Ficedula albicollis (Collared flycatcher)
Lineage: Eukaryota; Metazoa; Chordata; Aves; Passeriformes; Muscicapidae
Gene: NDP
Product: Norrie disease (pseudoglioma)
Exons: 5
Coding region: 819-1265 (148 amino acids)
Biological process (GO): Wnt signaling pathway
Source: RefSeq, a predicted model, not a curated record